AUGAAAAUCAACAGGUACCCGGGGGGGAUCAUCCAGGACUCCUGUGUGCUGAAGGGUGUGGGGUGUUCAGGUGUACUGCUGUUAACCCGUGGCGUGGUACCCGGGGGGAUCAUCGAGGACUCCUGCGUGCUGAAAGGUGUGGUGUGUUCAGGUGUACUGCUGUUAACCCGUGGCGUGGUGUGUUCAGGUGUUCAGGUACCCGGGGGGAUCAUCGAGGACUCCUGCGUGCUGAAAGGUGUGAUGGUGAACAAAGACGUGACUCACCCCAGGAUGAAGCGCAUGAUCAAAAACCCCCGAAUCAUCCUGCUGGACUGUUCUCUGGAGUACAAGAAGGGGGAGAGCCAGACUGAUAUAGAGAUCAGUAAGGAGGAGGACUUUGCCAGGAUCCUGCAGAUGGAGGAAGAAUACGUCCAGCAGAUCUGUGAGGACAUCAUCCGCCUGAAACCAGACCUGGUGUUCACCGAGAAGGGGAUCUCAGAUCUGGCGCAGCAUUACCUGGUGAAAGCCAACAUCACCGCCAUCCGCCGCGUCAGGAAGAGUGACAACAACCGCAUCUCCAGGUACAAGGAGAUCCGCAAGAGGCGGGACAGAGAUAAGGGAUCGCAAGGAGAUAAGGAGAUGAAGAAAGAGAUAAGGACCGGGGGGAAGGAGAUCCUGGAGGGGCCAGGAGAUCCUGGCGGGCAAGGAGAUCCUGGCUGUGGGGCGCAAGGAGAUCCUGGGGCAGGGGGGGGUCCUUGGGGCCAGCAAGGAGAUCCUGGCUGUAAGUACCUGGGGGGGGCCAGCAAGGAGAUCCUGGCUGAAGUGGAGAGGAAUCUGCAGGACGCCAUGCAGGUGUGCCGUAACGUGCUGCUGGACCCCUUCCUGUUGCCGGGGGGCGGGGCCAUAGAGAUGGCGGUCUCUAAGCGCCUGAUGGAGCGGUCCCGCGCCCUGACCGGCAUCGAACAGUGGCCGUACCGCGCCGUGGCAACCGCCCUCGAGGUGGUCCCGCGCACCCUCAUCCAGAACUGUGGAGCCUCCACCAUCAGGGUGCUGACAUCACUCAGGGCCAAACACACCCAGGAGAACAGUGUGAACUGGGGGGUGGAUGGAGAGACCGGCUGUCUGGCUGAUAUGAUGGAGCUCGGCAUCUGGGAGCCUCUCGCAGUCAAAGCUCAGACCUACAAGACAGCCAUGGAGACGGCCAUCUUGUUGCUGCGUAUCGAUGACAUCGUCUCUGGUCACAAGAAGAAAGACAAAGACGAGCAGAUGGGAGGACAGGGAGCCGAGUAGACCCCCCAGGGUCCAGGUCUACGUCAGAGUCACUCCGUGUGUGUGUGUGUGUGUGUGUGUGUGUGUGUGUGUGUGUGUGUGUGUGUGUGUGUGUGUGUGUGGGGACCAGACGACUCGCUGCAACUUAUAGCAAACGGUCAAUAAAGUCAAAGUUAGAAACUA
Messenger RNA from Perca fluviatilis (European perch), 1431 nucleotides. RefSeq names its product T-complex protein 1 subunit gamma-like. Lineage: Eukaryota; Metazoa; Chordata; Actinopteri; Perciformes; Percidae. Gene Ontology annotation, cellular component: chaperonin-containing T-complex. The record is from RefSeq and is a predicted model, not a curated record. Gene Ontology annotation, molecular function: ATP-dependent protein folding chaperone; ATP binding. The coding region runs from base 1 to 1269 and encodes 422 amino acids. Gene Ontology annotation, biological process: protein folding. The transcript has 10 exons.